AUGUGGCGUAGUUUUUUUGGGUUCGUGGUCCCGGGAGAAAACGUCGAGCUGAAAACCGAUUCGGAAUCCGAACCAGAAGAUCGCAAGCCCGUGGUCGAACAACUUCUGCUCACUCCGAAGCAACGGUACGCGGAGAAAAAGCGGAAAAUGGCGGACGAAGAGGUGAAAGCGUUGCUGAACCGGCGAGGGCACGUUAAGGGCAAGCUAACCCGGAUCAAGACUGCCCUAGCCCAGCCAGUGAUAUCGGCAGCGCAGUUCGAGGUCUACAAGGCUAACAUCGAGAAGUACUACGGUGAGUACGACGACCUGAACAAUAAGAUUUUGGAUUCCAAACUAACGGAGGAACAGGCGAGCGAGAAUGAUGCUCGGUAUUUGGAGUACGAGCAUCUGUACGACGAGGUGUUGGUGAAGCUCAGGGAGCUCACGGCACCACUGGAACGCAACCAGGCGGUUGUCCGCGCUGGACAAGCCGGCCAGCAGAUCAUCGUUCAACAGCAGCCACUGAGUGUACCCCUGCCGACGUUUGACGGGCAGUACGAGAACUGGCCCAAGUUUAAAGCGAUUUUCACCGAUCUGAUGCAGAAAUCGUUAGACUCGGACGCCAUAAAGCUGUACCACCUGGAGAAGUCGCUCGUUGAUGCGGCUUCAGGGAGCAUCGAUGCCCAAACGAUAAAGGACAACAACUACCAGCUUGCGUGGGAGACUCUUGAGGAGCGCUACGAAAAUCAACGGCUGAUCAUUGACCUCCAUAUCAGCGGAAUUCUGCAGCUGAAGCAGAUGACGAAGAAGUCGUCGAAAGAACUGCGGAACCUGAUUGAGGAGUGCGCCAGACACGUGGAGAACUUGCGGUUCCACAAGCAGGAACUGCUUGGUGUCUCGGAGCUGAUCGUGAUCCACAUUCUGUCCUCUGCCCUGGACGGAGAAACGCGAGAGUUGUGGGAGGCUUCCAUUCAGCGAAAGCAGCUCCCUAAGUAUCAGGAGACCAUGGACUUCCUGAAGAAGCGGUGCGACAUACUGGAACGGUGUGAGUCUGCCGCUACCGCAACGUCUGCUGGCGAACUGGUUCUUCCAGAGACGUCAUCGAAACCAACGACGAGGAUCGCCUCGGCAGCCAUGACUUCCAACGACGUGGAAUGUGAGCUGUGUGGUGGAUCGCACGCCAACUUUCGAUGUGGCUCGUUCCGUGGCAUGAGUGUCGCGGAGAGAUGGGCCAAGAUCCGUGAUGAGCGGAUGUGCUUCAACUGCCUGCGCAAGGGUCAUCGAGUGGAAAGCUGUCCAUCAGAGCGUACCUGCAAGUGCGGCCAGAAGCACAACAGUUUGCUGCAUUAUGAGCGGACUCAGCAGCCCCCACGGAUCAAUCCCGGAGAAACCCCAGCUCUCUCCGUGCCGGUCGAGGCUCUUCCACAAGUACCGACCCCCCGUGGUGAGGCUUGGACAAGUGGAACAAGUCCUGUUGUCUCUGACGCCGACGACGAGCAACAGACAACGUCUUGUUUCAGCAGCGGAGCACAGAAGUCGUCCCGGAGAGUACUUCUGCAGACUGCUGUUAUCAACGUUGUGGACGCAUCCGGUAGAUUCCAUCCGUGUCGCACGUUGCUGGAUUCCGGCUCACAAGCGCACAUUCUGUCGGAGGCGAUGGCGCGGAAACUCGGCCUACCCUUCGAGAAGUGCAACGUUACGGUCAUCGGAGCUAACGCAGCAAAGACGCAAGUGAAAAAGGGUGUCACCCUGAGUUUUGCGUCCAGGUACGUUAACUUCAGCGACAAAAUUUCGUGCCUUGUCACCGAGAAACCGACGGGACGGAUCCCGUCUGAGAAGAUCGACAUCUCUGCCUGGCGCGUCCCACGGGGAUUGCAGCUGGCAGAUCCACACUUCAACGAGCCGCACGAGAUCGAUCUGGUGAUGGGAUCAGAUUACGUGUGGGAUUUGUUGCGAUCGGAAGAGUUCAAGCUUGCAAACGGCACGGUGACACUGCGAGAGACCGAUCUGGGCUGGAUCGUGACCGGCUCGUACGACUCGUCUCCGCAGUUGAGUUGCCAAGUCGUCCACGUGCUGAACGCCGCUACGCAAAGAACGGAACGUGUCCCGUUCCAUGGAGCGCGACGUCUGGUGCAGAAAGCAGAGUCGGUGAAAGACCGGUUCUCAACUGCCACCAAGAUCGCGAAGAAGGAACUGUCCGGAACCAGCUCCAAGGAAGCAGCAGUGAAGCAGCUGGGAGAGAAGACGUUCCUGCAUGAAGAACCGGUAAAAAGGUGCUGCUUCAAUUCGAAGCAAGUGUUGAGGUGUAAGGAAGAGAAAGUGAUUGAACUCAAAAGAAGUGCCCUGAGAGACAACGACGACGGCCUGCCAAGAGUCGGUGGACGUCCGGUGAGCUUUCCGCACGGCGUGGCUUACGCUGGUGCUGUGACGGCGAACCGCAACCUACCCAGGAAGGAGCGCGCUGGUGCGCGUAGGCCUGUUGGCAACUCUGCCAACCGAAGACAGCGACCUGCUUCAGGAGGACUUCGGUUCUUCUGA
Molecule: messenger RNA, 2517 nt
Organism: Culex pipiens pallens (northern house mosquito)
Lineage: Eukaryota; Metazoa; Arthropoda; Insecta; Diptera; Culicidae
Exons: 1
Coding region: 1-2517 (838 amino acids)
Molecular function (GO): zinc ion binding; nucleic acid binding
Source: RefSeq, a predicted model, not a curated record